Messenger RNA from Solanum dulcamara, 3696 nucleotides. RefSeq names its product F-box protein CPR1-like. Gene Ontology annotation, molecular function: protein binding. NCBI's taxonomy places the organism in Eukaryota, Viridiplantae, Streptophyta, Magnoliopsida, Solanales, Solanaceae. The coding region runs from base 2043 to 3350 and encodes 435 amino acids. The transcript has 5 exons. The record is from RefSeq and is a predicted model, not a curated record.
UAAUUUUUGCUAUUAAGAGUACCAAUUUGAAGAAUAAAAAUCCCCAAAAUAGAGAGAACCCGAACCGGGUAAUCCCUCUGCAAUAUAAAAUGCCCUAGAAUUCAAAUUGCAACUGGGAAGGCAGAGAUUCUUUCAAUCGAAGCGAUUCUCUUGAGAGCUCAACAGAAGAAGAAAUCUUUUCACAAAAAAGGAAAAUCUUUUCAAUCAGAUGUAUGUUGAUCGGGCAUUCCGUGGAAUUAGCGUGCACCCAAGCUGACACCACGGUUAUCAAAAAACAAUCACUGAAGAUGUCCAUAAGUAUUUCCUCUUGGAAGUGAGUUGCCAUGGGCUAGAUAGAAAAGAAAAUGUGAUCGUACAGUUUUUUUAAGAUCUACCAGAAACAAUCUAUCUACAUUCACAAUGUAGGGGCAAGUCUGCAUACACAUCACCCUCCUCUGUAGAUCCACAUGUGGAAUUACACCGGGUAUGUUGUUGUUGUUGUUAUUAUUUACCGACAAAUAAUAAAUUAGAAAAUUUCAGGCAGAUGAAAUUACUUUUGAAUUGACAGUGGCACCAUGUAAGCAACAAAUGGACAAAGUACUUUAGGAAUUUCCAAUAUGUUUGGUGCCUUAGCUAUGGUUGUGGUGUUUGCUAGUUUGACAAAAUAACUCAGUGAAUGCAUAAAUUGGUGUGGCAGGAAAGAAGGCAUCAAUUAGUUUUCUCUCAUUGUUUUCUAGUGGUUCUAUGAUGGAAGCCAUUGAUGCUUGGUAAUGAUCUGUCUGCUUUGUGUUUGGAUUUUUGUCUCACUAGAGCACAUAUGCGCUAAAGUUCCAGGGAAUUCUGGUGAAAGGACCCGGUGAGGAAAAAAUUCCAGAGAUUGUAUGCAUUAUUCAUUGUUCAGCUACAUUUUUGAAACUGAUUGUUCAGCUACAUUUUGCCACUAGGGUUUAAAUUUUUGAACAGUAAUUAGAGUAAAGCUAAAACACAGGAAAAACACCUUUUAGCCAUAGCAAAUAAUCCUAGAUUCUAAGUCAACCAACAAAUGAAGUAACCUGAUCAACAACAUAAAUCUUCUUUGAAUUCUUUGACGGCUUCACAAUUCUUUUCGCUGCAAUUGAAAAUUGUGGUCAGCCCAUAAUAGACGAUAACACCCGCAAACCCGAGGUAAAAAAACACACAGAAAGAAACAAAUACCUUUGCAAAGUUGAUUUGGAGAUACUAAUUUCUUCCUGGCAAGUUUCCUUUUGUGUCAUAUUUGGAGCUUCUUCUCUAUGAAUUAACGGUGCACCUGUUUGCCAAUUUAGACAAAUGUCCUUCUUUAUACUACUAUUUAUGUUGUCUCUAUUUUUAGAAGUUGUGCAAAUAUAGCCCUUAAAGGUUACGUUCCAAAUAACAUUAGAUUUUGUCUCAUGUUAGUUCAUAUGUUUUCCAAUCUUACGGAUAAAAUAUUAGACGGCCGUUGAACGUUUGAAUAACUUACCUAAAUUUUGGACCACAAUCUAACAUUUUCUCAUGCUAUUUUCAGUUUGCUCAAAUGGAAUCUUUUGACUGUGAUAUGACAGAAAAUCAUAAAUGGCAAGAAAUAAUAAAAAGGUCAUUUAUCAAACAGUUGUUCCUGCGAAAUUUCUCAUUUUUGUCAUGAUUUUUUAUUAUUCGUAUCCUAAAAUAAUUGGCAUUAUAAUACUCUUUUUUUUACAAUAUAAAAAAAAAGGUUUUCUAAUUUAUAAUACUAUAACUAUCUAAUAUUUGUGUUAAUUAGACCCUUCAAUUAAUAAUUGUGUUGCAUAAAUUGUGAUAAUGAAUGAAUAAAAUUAAAACGUUUUUUCAAUAGAAAAAGAAACCUAGAAAACAAGAUUGCGCAUCCGAUCAUCGAGCGGCGCAGGUACACUCUUUCCUUUUAUCCCACCUAAUGAUUCAACUGAUUUUUUUAAGCAAUCGCAGCUCGAUGAUAGCACCUGAUUAGCAAGAAAUUCUUUGGUCUCCUCCAAUAAGCAUUUUCUUUUGCAAAUCAAAAAGAUUUGUUUUCUUAGCAAUUGAGAAACCAUUGAUCGCUCCAAAGAAAGAUGACACAAAAAACUAAGAAUGAGGGAAAAUUAGCAGAUAGUAGUUUUGCUCGAGAGAUACAGAAACAGAAGAAGAAGAAGAAUAAAUCCUUUGCAAUUCCAAAGUUAGAGGUUGAUCUUUUCAAUCAAAUUCUUAUUAGCAGUGGAGUUGAUGCAACCCAAAAGUUUACUCAGAUUUCCAAAGGGAAGAGCGUUGUGGAGCCGUCAAAUGAUAACACAGACCAGAUGGAUGUUUAUCGGGCAAUGACAAUUCACUUCCCAGAGGUAAUACUUAUGGACAUCCUUAGCAGGUUACCUGCGCAGUCUCUACUUCGAUUCAAAUGUGUGUCAAAAUUUUGGGAAACGUUGAUCUCCGAGCCUUACUUUAAGAUGAAGCAUCUCAAUCGUGCCAAGAAUGACCAAGAUUCUCAAAAAUUUCUUACUAGCCAAAUGUGCUGUAAGAAUGGUAUAGUUUCCAUGUAUUGUCGUCCUUUGUCACCGGUUCAGCUGUUUCAGAAUGCGCAAAAACUCGAUUGCCCUCUAAGCCCUACACCAUUGCGAUGCACAAUCCAUUGUUGUUACGAUGGCUUGGCUGUUAUCGAGGUUCUUGAUAAUUUGGAUGCUGAAUACUCCACACUUUUGCUAUGGAACCCCUCCACAAGAGAAUCAAUAGUGCUUCCAUCUCCAGAAUUUCCGGGGGAGAGAAUUUCUUGUUUUGGUUUGGGUUAUGACUCAACCAGUGGUGAGUAUAAGAUCCUUCAGAUUUAUCAGGGUUGCAAUUUACCUUGUGAAAUUCUUGCGCUGAAAAGUGGCUCCUGGAGAAGAACUGAUAAGUAUCGUCGUGGCAGUCUGUUGUUUGCUAUGAAGUAUUUGACAUUUGUACAUGCGGCAUUUCAUUGGAUAGGUAUUUCACGAAACUAUGCUGUGGUGGUUUCAUUUAGUAUUUCAAAUGAAGUCUACGGAGAGAUACCCUUGCCGGAGGAAAUGUCAGGCUUGAGGGAUGCUAUUGGCAUUACAGUGUUGGAAGGAAUGCUUUGUGCUCAUUCUAUUUCUUUUCAUCGGAGGAAGCAUACCAUUAAGUUAUGGGUAUUGAAAGAGUAUGAUAUCAAGGAAUCUUGGAUUCCAUUGUUAUCUAUAGAAGAUCCUUCAAUUUCUCUUUCUAUACCGAAAUAUAGGUUUGCAGAUGGUGAAGUGCUAUUCUGGUGCAGUGCUGGGGUUCUGUUUGGGACACGCAGUGGACCAUAUGGAGCAUGGCCUCGAUGUGAUAUCAUAUUAGAUGCACAUGCUUUUACAGAAAGCUUGAUUUCUCCAAGAUCACUUACUUAUUAGUUUCUUAUGUAUGAUUGAGGCACUUUUUUUCUUCUUUUGUUGUCAUGUUACAAAACUCGUAUUCUUAUUAGUUUAUCAGCAGUUUUUGGAGUACAAUGUCAUAUUUAGCUGCAGGUCAGGAGAAGUGUUCCUCUAUCCGUCAUGUGGAGUAGUUGGCUUGAAAGAAAUCAGAGAUGUUUUAAUGGAGAAAAGCAACAUGAAUGUCUUUUGUUAAAUCUAGGUUUUUACAGAAAGAAUAUAUAUGCAUUGUGUAAGGAACAAAGGUUUCUCAGCUUGUUGAAUUUGAGAAAUUGAUAAGAGUGCAUUGCUUCUAUUAUCAUCAGGAAUGAUAUAUUUGUUUUUCCAA